Molecule: messenger RNA, 665 nt
Organism: Schistocerca gregaria
Lineage: Eukaryota; Metazoa; Arthropoda; Insecta; Orthoptera; Acrididae
Product: esterase SG1-like
Exons: 3
Coding region: 39-416 (125 amino acids)
Source: RefSeq, a predicted model, not a curated record
UAGAAGGCGGGCCCUGUCGUGCGAGAGAUCAGACCGACAUGUCUUCCGUUACAACGACUGUCCUCCAGGGAACUUUGUGGGGGAAGGUCGCCACCACUCACACUGGCAAGAAGUAUUACAACUUCCAGGGCAUUCCUUAUGCCAAGCCGCCGGUUGGUCCACUCAGGUUCAAGUCACCUGAGCCUGCGGAGCCGUGGUUCAGAGUGAGAGACGCCACGAAGCAAGGCAUCGUGACCCCUCAGGUCAGUGAGACCACGUGGCAGUACAUGGGGGACGAAGACUGUCUGUUCCUCAACGUCUACACACCUCAGAUGCCGAGUGAUAGCAGCGGCGCCCUGAUACCGGUGAUGGUGUGGAUCCAUGGCGGCGGUUACACGGUCGCCUCUGGGAACACCGACAUGUACGGUCCUGACUAACUGCUCGAUCACGGUGUCAUCAUUGCUGCUCGAUCACGGUGUGGUCAUUGUCACACUCAACUACGGACUCUGCGUUCUGGCUGCGUUACCACUAAAUUCAAGAAAAAAUCACUUAAUUUUGUUCAUUGUUUUCACUGUUUCUUCCGUGUACUACUCUCUAAAAAUAAAGAAGAACAGCCUUCGAUCACAAUAGUGAUUUCAUUUCAAUGCACGAUGCAUUUCGAGCCUUCAGGGCUCAUCUUCAGGUGC